UAUCGCAGUUUUUAAUGUAAAGCCUAGCUUGUUGGUAUUAAUUAUUACUCUAUCGCCUAUCCCGGAUAUCGACAUUUGUUUUCCUCAAAAUUGAAUAACCAGAACGCCUUUGCCCCGCGUUAUUAAAUAAGCCAAUUAAUUAAAAAAAACUAAUUAAUGUCCUUAUAAUUCCCAGCGUGUCCGUAUCAAAAUGCGUUUACUUGCUAAAACUUUAUUAAUCAUUCCUCCGCGAUACAGCUUAAAAGGUAUUGUUAAAUUCCUGAAAUAAUUCAAUGAAUUAUUACCUAUCAUAUUUUUAAUACUGACGUUUGGUACACUCAUUAAUUACGCACGACUGUUCAUGACGACGGCAUUAUUGAAUUUAUUUCGCCCUGAAACUUACAAUCGCGACAACGCUCAUUACGUGAACACACUCGCGUGAAAACUCCGUUCAAAAAUUAAAUAGCAGUCUGUGGCCAAAACUUUUUAAUUCUUUUUUUUAAACGGCCGAAAAUUGUCACUGGCCAGUAAUUUUUGAACGCAGUUGCAAUGUACACUCCUCUGACACCUGUGCAGGCUGAAGGAAGGGUGAUGGGUCGAAGAUUUGUGCUAACCCUGGUGAUUGGGAUCUCGGCCGGAUUUAGUUUCGCGUACAUACUGUUAACGUCGACCGGAUCCUCCCCGUACAGAGACUUCGACAAGCACCCAAUCAUGGAUGUCCAAGACCACAGAUUCGACGAGCCAGCCCACAGAGACGAGGACCGGACGGAGGCGGACGAUUUAGCAAAGAAGGUCCGGGUGUUGUGUUGGAUCAUGACGCAGCCCAGCAACCAUGAGAAGAAGGCGCGGCAUGUGAAAGCUACGUGGGGGAAACGGUGCAAUAAGCUCAUCUUUAUGAGCUCGCAGGAAGAUGCAAAUCUCCCGGCAGUGAAGCUCCCAGUGGAAGAGGGGCGCGACUAUCUCUGGGCCAAGACGAAAGAGGCGUUCCGAUACGUGUACGAACACCACAGGAGAGACGCCGAUUGGUUCCUUAAGGCCGACGAUGAUACGUACGUAGUAGUGGAGAAUUUGCGCUACAUGUUGUCGGAGUACAACAGCAACGACCCCGUGUACUUUGGCUGCCGGUUCAAACCGUUCACUCCACAGGGUUACAUGAGCGGCGGGGCGGGCUACGUGCUGAGUCGAGAGGCGCUGGACCGGUUCGUGAACAAGGGCCUGCCGUCGCCGCACCUGUGCAAGGCCAGCGAGCACGGCGCUGAAGACGCCGAGAUGGGUAUUUGCCUAGAAAGGAUCGGCGUGAAAGCGGGGGACAGCCGGGACAGCCUGGGCCGCGGGCGGUUCUUCCCGUUCGUGCCCCGGGACCAUCUGUUCCCGAACAAGGACAAGGGCUUCUGGUAUUGGAAAUACAUCUACUACCCUUCAGACGAGGGCUUAGACUGCUGUUCAGACCACGCGAUCUCAUUCCACUACGUAAACCCUCAGGAGAUGUACAUAUUAGACUACUUAAUCUACCACCUCCGGCCGUACGGCAUCAAAUAUGGAGUCAGCGACGCCAAAACUAGUGCAAAUGUAGUAGGCAGUAAUGAAACUAAGCAAGGUACUCAGUAGUUUAACCUUUUAACCUAAGUAUAGUACUGAAAAUGUAAAAUAUAAGAAGUGUAUGGUUGAUAUGUGUGCUGUGCUUGUCUUAUAACGAUAAAAAUCUUAUUUAAUGUCAAACAAAGAGUCAUUGAUUGUAUGUAGUAUGUAUUAACCUUUUGAACGCCACACGACGGCAAUUGACGUCAAUGCAAAACUGUGACAACUACCCCAAAGACGGCAUUUGAUGUCGAUCGUUUUUUUAUGACAAUCUACUGAAAAACACCCCACUUUUAGGUUGGCAUUAUUUAUUCACAAAACUAAAUUUUUACCCCCGUGGCGUCAGUGGCAUGGCAAAUGGAUGCGUCGUUUGGCGUUCAAAAGGUUAAAAAGAUAUGUAAAUUCUAAGACAAAUUCGCGUCAAGUAUUUGACAGGUAGUGUAGAUGGCGCUUUGGGGCUCUGCAAAAAUUUGACAUCUCGCAAACACGGGGCCCGAUUUUUUCAUAGACUACUUCUUAUACAAUACAAUCAAUGAAGUUUUGGUUUCAAAAAGUCGGAACUGUUUUUUUAUGAUGCUAAAGCUCACUUGCACAGUUCCACUAACCCGGGGUUAACCGCUUAAACCUGGAGUUAUUAUGGUUACCAGUACAAUUUGGCACUUGGUUAACGGUUUAACCGCUUAACCCCGGGUUAGUGGGAUGGUGCAAGUGGGCCUUAAUGGACUUAGUAGAUAGGAUCUUUUGGUACAGUCGCAAUCAAAUAUAUCGGAGCGACCAAGGUGCUUACAAAUAUCUGAACACGCGUUUAUUUUCAAGGCGUUAAAGUGCUUUGUUUAGAAUUAAUUAUUUAAAAAGUUUACAUAGUUGCACUUUUGACUGUAUAUAUGUCUUACUGUAUUUAGUGACGGGUUCAGUGUUAGUAAAGCUAUUUAGAAGGUAUCUUAAUUGUUUGCCGCAUUUUUGCCAUACAAAAAGAACGCACGGGACUCGUAUUCAGAAAAUAUCUAGGUAAUUGUCUGCUGAUCUCAUACGUAGAUACCGAUAUUAAUAAAUCAAAUAUUUGUCUUACAGAAAGAAUAGUUAUGUGAUACUACAUAAUAUAUACGUCUCUCGUACUAAAAGGUUAAACUGAUAUUAAAUUAAUUAGGUACAUAAUUAGGUUAGUAAAUUCUGUUAAUUUUGGAUACUCGAGAAUAUUGAACGGAUGUUAAGAUCAAACUUAAAUAAGAUGUAACAAGAUGAAAUAGUAGACAAUAAUAGUUAUUAUAAUAUAUCUUGUGCAUAUAAUUUAUUGGAAUAACAAUUUCUUUUUUUAGUUCAAGUUUCGAUCAUUCUAAGUUGACAGAAUUUAUUAAUAACAAUAAUUAAAACAUAUACCAAAGGCCUACCGGUCAGUCAAUAAUAUUAAUACAUUUCUAUAUUGUAUAUAAUGUCCAAUGUCUUGUAUAUUUUGAGUUUUGAUAUUCUUUUAUCGUGUUGUUUGAAUUUGUAUAUUCGUUCGUAUGUAUAACUUAUGGAGUAUUUAUAAUCAUGUAAGCAAAAUCGUUAAUAUAAUAAUAUAUAAUAGAUUUAAGUUUUACGCAAAUGUUGUAAAUAAUAAUGUCUUGCGAAAAAGAACUGAAAAAAACACACGAAAAACAACUGUUUAUGAUGUGUAUUUCGGCAUUUAUUUCAUUCUUAAAUAAUGAGGAGAUAAAAAUAAUCUGGGUCCUUAUUUUGUAAAGCUACAUUUUAACAAGCCUUAAAUGGUAACACUGACUCUUGAAUCAAUGUUGCCAUUUUAGUAUAAUUGGGUACUUUCCUCUACUUGAAGUAAAUUAUUUCACGCUGUGCACAAUAUAAAACGUCAGAUAAUUAUUAGAAAAACAUAGAUAUACCAGUUAUUUUUAACCACAAUUUUUAUUUAAUAAAUGGGAUUGAAAUAUAAAAAGUAGAUGACUUAACCGUGACGUCACUAUACGCGUUUUCAUAUAUCUUCCAUAUUAACAAAUCGUUUUGACAGUUCUAAAAAGAAGCUGAUUUGACUAGUAGGAAAGUAGCCAAUUGUAAUGUGAAGCCUUAUAACAUGUUCCGUUCGUAUAGUGCUAUAAUUUGAUUUAGAACACAAGAUGUUGAAUUAAUAUAUGUCUGAACAGACCAUAAUAUUGGAGCUAGUUAUUAUAUAUACUAAACGUAGCCUAAUAAUAAUAUUCUUAGUGUAAAUAUUUAUAAUGUAGUGACAUCGUUUCUCGCGCCAGGGUCAUAUGGAGCAUUUAAAUCGUGCAUUUAAACGUAAUCGGGUGAAAGCUAUUAUUUUGACUUAUUUUUUACGAUACAUUUAUUAGAGUAAUUUUGUUGGCACCUACAAACACGCUUAGUUUAAUUUCUUAGUAGAUAAAAUCCUGCAAAAAGCGGGUGCUAAUGUCUGGUAUAUUAUGCCAAUUAUUCGGUGGAUUUUAACUUUAUACAAUUAUGCCUACUUUUAACCUUUUGACCGCCCUGUGCAUAGACCACACCAUUAGGCAAAUUUUUAAGAUUUUUUAUUUAGACCAAAUAUAGACGCUUAAAAUUCUAUGCUUCGAAAUUGCACUAAGGCUUAGCAAGGGCGGUUCAUAACCAAAUAAAAUAUUUAGUGAGACAAAAAAUAGCCAUAACCUGUACGUCAUAUUAGAUCACGUAUCAUAAUAGAAAUGCCAGUAUAAUAUAAGAUAUAAAUAGAUUAAGGUUUUCUACUAGUCUUUCUAAGUAAUCGAGAUUACCAAAGAAUAUUUAGAAUUAAGUUUCUUGAUUUUAGAGGUUCCUUUUUAUACAUACGAGAAUACCUGCUAAGCUAAAUUCUGAUUCAUAAUAAUUGUAUUUAUUCCUUUCGUUAUAAAAUUGGAUAUAAUAUUGUAUCAAGUUAGUCCUAAUCGACCAGUUUUAUUUAGGUACAUUGUAUUUUAAAAUUGCAAUUUAAAAAGAAAUUUCGCCUUAAAUUAAGUUUAUGUAAGGCGCCUGCUGUUGCUCUCAGCAAAUAGCUAUAAUUUUAUAUUUUUCGCCUUAUUACAUAAGACAAAGUGACUAUACAAAAUAUUUUGACAAUGUCUGUAAUUUAGAAGGCAAAGCUGUCCCACUACGUAUAACCGCCAUUUAACGUUUGACACGCAAUAGUCAAUUAUUAUACUGACUUAUUCAAAUUCUUGCGCGAAAAUUCCAAAUCAAAACUGGCUUUUGGCUUUAAAAGCCGUAACAGACGUACUGCAACCUGUAUGGGAACUGCACGCCAACUCUGCAGUUCUCAUACAAAUUGCAGUCAGUCUAUAUCGGCCCUAACGGCUGUUAUACGUGAUAGGACAGAGUACCUAGCGAAAGUGUCAACUUGCUUAUAUUUUUCUAUUGUGUGUCCUAUGUCAAUUUUGUUAAACUCAGCUCAAUUUGUUAAUAAAACCGGAUACACUGUUGGAAUCUGAGUUCCCAGUGAUCCUGUGAUUAUAA
This is a messenger RNA of Cydia fagiglandana, 5010 nucleotides long. RefSeq names its product glycoprotein-N-acetylgalactosamine 3-beta-galactosyltransferase 1-like (gene C1GalTA). The transcript is spliced from 7 exons. Bases 529 to 1587 code for a protein of 352 amino acids. The record is from RefSeq and is a predicted model, not a curated record. Gene Ontology annotation, molecular function: N-acetylgalactosaminide beta-1,3-galactosyltransferase activity. Gene Ontology annotation, cellular component: membrane. NCBI's taxonomy places the organism in Eukaryota, Metazoa, Arthropoda, Insecta, Lepidoptera, Tortricidae.